AUGGACUGCGGGCAAUGGCACCAUCCUGCCUGCAUACCACAUUGCCAGGUGGUCCUACGCCACUCGACCCCUACGUACGGCCUCCACACCCUCCCCCUUCGUGCCGCACGUACACACUCCGUCGGUGAUGGCAGCGUCACUAACCAAGGAAAACCGUCAGCCCACGGCACAUGGAGCUACCUGGGCAGAGACGGCACUACCCUUACUGGGUAUAUUCGGAUCCACCCAGACCACAUCACCCCCACACACUGCGAAGUCCACACCCUCCUGGCAGGUUUGCACCACUCUGGGGAUACAGCGUUCCAAAUCUGCAACAACACCACGGCCAUAGGUCUUGUUGUCCUGGCCAGGUCCCUCAAACGACGCGGGGGUCAACUUCGCUACAGCAACAUCCACCGAGUGGAACUUCGCUCGCUCAUGGCCCUAUUCAACCCAGUGGGCGCGUUUGCUGGCGACUGGAUCCGCGCCCACCAAGAUAGCACAAGUGCAACUGCCCCCUGGCUUGGCGCCAUCUACAGUCGGCAUGACUGGCACGCAGCACAUGCCAGUAAACCGGACGCCCGCCGCACCAUCCAGCCCCUCCGCCUCAACACCGGAGAAUUAUGCAAAUGGAACCUUCCUGCCCUCUCCUUCUACUGGCGGGCUAUCUGCUACACUCUCCACACUAACGUACGCAAACACCGCAUUCAACCACGGUGGGACCCCCACUGCCGUACAUGCCCGGCCUCCCUCGACACGCAGGAACACCGCUUUGGACUCACGCACCCGCAAUGCCCCACGGCGACUUCACUCACGCAAGAUCUCCUCCUCGCCCACAAGCCGUCAUACCCAAAGCAUGGCUCCCAGACCAAGAUAUCUACCUACAGGGAACGACGCUGA
Messenger RNA from Aphanomyces astaci, 879 nucleotides. RefSeq lists its product as hypothetical. The record is from RefSeq and is a predicted model, not a curated record. Lineage: Eukaryota; Oomycota; Saprolegniomycetes; Saprolegniales; Verrucalvaceae. Bases 1 to 879 code for a protein of 292 amino acids. The transcript has 2 exons.